UGUGUGGGGGGAGGCUUCCCUGCAGAGUUUAGGCCCGAGAACGCCCGCAGGCGCAGGCCCCCGUCGUGCACCAGCCUGACUAAAUGCGGCCCCAUUCCACAUUUUAGACAAUUGAGAUUCCCGCCGACUUCCCUGUCCGUCUGCAUUUCAACGUCAGGCCAGUUCCCGUCUCUUUUAUUAUUUUGAAUAGAAGCAGUGCAGGAGAAGAGAGGGGACGAUCCUGCUGCCCUGUUAGACCAGAAACCCCCAAUUCAUCGCCACCGUCGCCGUUGAUCACCGCCGUGCCGGGUCCCGAUAAUCCGAUCCUGAUCCUGAUCCAUAUCCACCUUCGACUGACAGCCAGGUACCUGACAAGGGCACUUUCAUCACGCACCCACGCACGCACCUCCCGGCCCCUCCGUUCUCCUCUUCUUUUCCACCACCGACCACUGCCUCCACAUCAAACCCCGCCCCGACCUGAUCGACUCCGGCUGAGGACACGGCCGUCGCUAUUCACGAGCCCGGCGGUGCGGAGACGGGAGCUGUGGUUGACGCUGUUGUGGGCGCUGGAGAGAGUGGAUGCGACCGCCCGUCGGACGAAACAAGACAGAAUUUUGUGAUUAUUUUUCCUCUGCAGAUCCCGGACCGCAGCCGGGCGGAACUGGGGGGAUCGGUGGGUUGAUUGACUGAGAGGGGACGCAGGUGCAUGGUUAAGAGUCUGGGCGAGAUCCCAGCAUUGCUCUUGUUUCGACCUUGCUGUCCACUCCCCAGAUGGAAUACCCUUUCCCGGGGGCCAUUGUGUGCUCGAUAACCUCUUCAACAAAGUCAACAAUGCUUUGAGGUAUUCACUGGGCAGUAACGAGUCUGGCCUGAUUCCCGCCCCCCCCAAGCAACAGGCGACCCGCAAACUGAUCUCGACGCUCCUUACUUACUCUAUCUACACUUCUCUGCGAUACAAUCUCAUCGUCUUUCAGCAGAAGACAUCACCAUGUUACCUCUUGUCCAAAUGCACCCGAUGGUGCAACCACAGCUCGACUUACUCGGGCCCCAUCAGCCGCACGUAAAACAUGACCUGGAGUACGUGUCGCAUCACCAAAGACCACAGUUCGCGCGACCCUCCCCCUCGCUCCACAACACAGACUCAACGCCCCGGGCGUUCGCCAUCCGCAGCGCCCAGCCAGCCCCGGCGUUGCACCGCAUCACCACCUCGUUCAUCCGAUCACAUGCCCACGAUCACAGUUCGGAACACUCACUUAGACGCAAGACACCAAGCGGCACCAUCGACAAUGGGUACGAUGGUUCGGUUGCCCACCUGGCCUCCGGACCCCCACCAUUGAAGCACAUGAUCUUGCCUGCCUCGUCAAGAAUAUUUCCGACUGCUGUGUCUCAGAGAACAUCAGGGCUAACUGGGGUUGGCUACCAUAGGUCAACACUCUCUGGAUCAUCAUGGCCAUACCAGGCACCGAAUCCGACUGGGAGGCUCGAUGGUGGGAUGGAACCAUUAAGUAGCCCACCUGUGACGCCUGGAGGAUGGGGUAUGGGAAGUACGAAUAUGAUAACGAAUCCGGCCGCGCCAGAACAGACAAACUUUCUGCAACCAAUACCCCAACAAAGCUACAACUCUGUGUCCAGCUUGCAGCCAUUGUUAGGGCCAGGAUACCACCAGCCGUUGAGUCAAACCGUCUACAGCCCGGGUGGCUACCAACAACCACAGCAACCACAGCAGUCGAUGGUGUGGAGGAAUGGUGGACUAGGGGAUUAUCGAACACCAAUACCCCUAGCCAAUGGUUACACACCACAAAAUGCUGUCGUUGAUAGUGCGUUUAUGCCCUCGCAGUCGACCAUACAUGGCAUGCCAAACGCACCAGGACUGGGCCAACCACACCCAUUCCGCUUGCCAUUGUCAAGCUACCCUCUUGAUGAUGGGUACGCUCGUCAUGCUCAGGCACACAUGGCGCACCAUGGGGCUGCUCAUCAGGGUCAUGAGUCUCUGGCACAACUAGCUGGACAUAUUGCCCAAGGGGGCAGUGGCGGAGAUGUUGCCUCGAGAGCAAGGUUCAAAGAGCUGGCCCUGCAGCAAGCACAUAAAACAUACAAUGAUCUGCUACUUUAUCUAGGCAAUGCGAAGAAAGCACACCACAGCCGGACCGGAUCUUUAUCAAGAACGUCAUCGAAGAUGGUGGUAUACCCGAAACCCUCAAUAGCGCCGUUGGCGAGCGGAACCAAAGUACGACCAUCGCCAGCCCUCUCCGAACCAACAGUCAGCUAUGCACAGCACAUGGCACAGAAGCAGGCGGCAGCUAGGAGUAUGGCAAUGGGAGGGCAAGGAAUGAUUGUUGGAGGCUUCAACCAAGCGAGGAAUCUAUAUUCAACGGGGCUUCAACAACGGCCAUACUUUGAGACCAGAUCACCACUUCACAAUGCGAAAAAUUCACUCGAGAUGCUCACCAACCUAUGUGAGCAAAGUGGAUGGAAAUGGGUGGAUGGUAUGCUGUUGGGAGGAUGUCUCCACUAUGGCCUUGAGCAUUAUGAAGAUGCUCUGGAGUGGUUCAAGCGCAUCGUGAGCAUGGAUGCUAGCCACGUCGAGGCUAUUUCAAAUAUUGCUGCGACAUUGUACUGCAUGAACAGGCAGGAUGAGGCUGAACGGGAAUGGUCUAAAGCGAUCAAGCUAAGGCCAAGUUACCUGGAAGCAGUGGAACAUUUGGUUGGCUUGCUGUGCUCGAAUCAUAGGAGUCAGGAGGCAGUCAACAUUAUCGAGUACAUUCAGAAAUCGUUGAGGAUGUCUGGAACAAACGGAACCGUACAUGAAGUUAACGAGACGGCGAGCGAGGCCGACACGGCGUCGACUGCCACAAUGCGAGAAUUGAGCCCCGACAACUUUGUGCUAGACGACCUCAACAACGACAGCCCGGCCCAGCAUUUUGCCCGACCUGCAGACAAUAGCCACGUUCCAGGUUUUGGGUCAAGCGGAUAUGCGAUAGCCGGGACCGAGAAUGGACGGAUGAUCCUGCUGAUACACGCCAAAGGAAACAUGCUGUACUCGUUGAAGAAUAUUGAACAAGCCUCGGAUGCUUUUGAGGAGGCGGUGCUCAUCAGCGCUGGAAGACAGGUUCAAGGGGUGCGAUCGCUUAUCAGAAGGAUCCAAACCGUCCUAGCACCGAGGGAUAUGCAUUCAGGGCAGCUUAGGGGUGCUGUUCAGGCGAACCUGUCCGCGCCGUUGCUUCUGUCGCCAGAUAGGGCCAAGCUUACCGCACAGCGGGUAUUUGCUUCGCACGGAGGACUCUUGCCGGGACUACAAUAUGUUCCCGAAGGUACUCACAAGAAAUCCGUGGUUGUCACAACGAGCAAUUCAUUGUUGUCGCUAGCCAAGAUCUUCCAGGACACCAUGUCGAAUGGUGGGCCAAACACCGGUAUGGUCAGACAGCCUGCUGGAGUGGGCGAUAUUCUGGCGCUCUAUUACCUGUCCUUGUCAUUGCAGGAAAGUCCGUCAACAGCAAACAACGUCGGCAUCUUGCUCGCUAGUGUUCAGCAGACGUCUACCCAAGUUCACUCUGGGCCGCCUAUGGACUUGGGGAAUCUUCCCACUAUCCCUGGGAUCGUACCAGGCAGCGGCUUAUCACUCGCCCUGGCUUACUAUUAUUAUGGCCUUACCCUGGAUCCAAAGCAUGUGCACCUGCAUACCAACCUGGGCAGCUUGCUCAAAGAUAUCGGACAGCUGGAUCUUGCUAUUCAGAUGUAUGAGCAGGCUGUGCAGUGCGAUGGAAGCUUCGAUAUUGCAUUGACCAACUUGGCCAAUGCUGUCAAGGAUAGAGGCAGAAUCAGUGAUGCCAUCGGGUAUUACAAGCGAGCUGUAUCGGCGAAUCCCGAUUUUGCUGAGGCUGUUUGUGGGCUGUCCACUGCGCUCAACUCGGUUUGCGACUGGAAGGGUCGUGGUGGUGUUCUGCUGGCAGGUGGCAAGUUUGACCGCUGGCAUGUUGACGAGCAAGGGAUGCUUCAGGAUGUGAAGUCACAAGGCCAAGGCAGUGGGCUGAUGAAACGUGUGGUUGACAUUGUCGGGCGGCAGCUGAAGGAGUCCAGCACUUGGGGUGUUGGCGCCUUGCAAGAUCAGACGAUUGUGCAGCUGGUGGCGCAGUUAAGGGAUGCCGGAGCUGGGAUCACCGACCGAGGUCUAGAUGUUGAAACCGAACUUCGAAAAUGGGCUGGUCGAUCGUGGGAGGGCUCAAGAAUCCUGAGGCUGAUUGAGCGGUCGACGAGAGCUGCGAUGCGGUGCUGGUAUGUCGACAAACAUGUCAAGGGCAUCAAGUCAUCAGCUGGAUACAGGCGGCCGCGGCCUCCUGCCAGCCUUUCGAUUCCAUCUGCGCCGACGGUGUUGCCGUUCCACACCUUUACUUGCCCGUUGACAGCCAAGGACAUCCGGAUGAUUUCGCAGAGGAAUGCGCUCAGAAUAUCGUGUUCGACGCUUCGCUCACCUUGGGUCCCAGCUACUGUAUAUGAACCACCGGAGCCACCAGCCCCUUAUUUCAAGGUUGGCUAUGUCUCGUCUGAUUUCAACAACCACCCCCUGGCACAUUUGAUGCAAUCUGUCUUUGGCUUUCACAAUCCCAACAAGGUCAAGGCGUAUUGCUAUGCAACCACAGCCAGUGACAAGUCGAUCCAUCGCCAGCAGAUUGAGCGUGAAGCGCCCGUCUUCCGUGAUGUCAGCACGUGGCCAUCAGACAGACUGGUCGAGCAGAUUGUGGCUGAUGGCAUUCAUAUUCUGGUCAAUCUCAAUGGGUACACCCGCGGAGCGCGCAAUGAGAUCUUUGCCGCGCGGCCUGCGCCGAUCCAGAUGUCGUUCAUGGGCUUUGCUGGGACGUUGGGAGCCGAGUGGUGCGAUUACCUCCUAGCUGAUACGACGGCCAUCCCUCCCUCGACACUUCGACCACACCGCAACAAUUUAAACCUGGGAGAUGUCUUCCGGGAUGAGGCCUACACGGAAAGCGAGGACUGGAUUUACUCGGAGAACAUCAUCUUUGCUCGAGACACGUUUUUCUGUUGCGAUCACGCGCAAUCAGCAGAUGGCCACAAUGAGAGGCAUAUGUCCUGGGAGGAUGACCAGAAGAGGAGGUGGAGGAUGCGGAAGGAGUUGUUCCCCAAAUUACCCGACGAUGCUAUCAUCCUGGGUAACUUCAACCAGUUGUACAAGAUCGACCCAACAACCUUCCGUACAUGGCUCCGCAUCCUGGCUUCCUGCCCCAAAGCCCACCUCUGGCUGCUACGAUUCCCCGAGCUGGGCGAAACCUACCUCCGCCGCACAGCUAAAGACUGGGCUGGGGAAGCCGUCGCCUCUCGCAUUCACUUCACAGACGUGGCACCAAAGCAACAGCAUAUCUCUCGCGCCCGAGUUUGCGAUCUCUUUCUCGACACGCCCGAGUGCAACGCCCACACCACCGCGGCGGACAUCCUUUGGUCUAGCACGCCAUUGCUCACCCUCCCACGAUACGAAUACAAGAUGUGCUCCCGUAUGGCGGCUUCCAUCCUCAAGGGUGCGCUUCCAAAGAGCGAGGAAGGGGAGAGAGCAGCGAAGGAACUCAUUGCGGAGGAUGAGAAGCAAUACGAAGAGUUUGCAGUGGGGUUGGUGAAUAGGAUGGGCUACCAGCUGGUCAGGGGACAGGAUGGGGAAGUCUACGGGAGGGGAGAGGGAAGACUGGCGGAGAUGAGGAGGUUGCUUUGGGAGAGCAAGUGGGGGUGCGCGCUGUUUGAUACCAGGAGAUGGGUGAGGGACUUGGAGGAGGCAUAUGGGCGGGCUUGGAGCGAUUGGGUUAACGGAAGGGGAGGGGACAUCUAUCUUUGAAGGGGGCUUUUGUCUAAUGUGUGGGCUUUUUUCUUUUUCUUUUGAUGCAUGGCGAUGUGCCUAAAUGUUUUUGGAUAUUGAGUUCUGGGCAUUGAAAUGAAGGGAAAGAAAAGCUAAAAAGCUAUUUGGGAAUUUGAGUGAAUAUUUGGGAUAUGGGACGAUAGGAAAGAGAUCAUUUUGGGGUAUUUGGAUUGGAAUUUUUGGAUGCUAUGAUAUCCAUUUUGAAUUUGUUUGUUUGUUUGCGUGGUUUUGUUUGGUUGUUUGUUUCUUUUGAAAUUUGCCUGUGUUGGCACUUUGGUCUGUUUGGUUUUCCUCUGAACAUAGGAUGAAGGGAUGUGAGUUGAUUUUGUGGUCUGCGUUGUAUCUAGUUUUGGGGUGUUCUGAUAGAGCGGAGGUUGUUGACCGCGAUGGUCUGAAAGGGGUUGAAUUUGAGAUGCUUGAUACCAUUUGCGAGCGUUCUGUUUGACUUUUGCUGCUCUAUGCUAAUAGUUG
Messenger RNA from Podospora pseudocomata, 6304 nucleotides. RefSeq lists its product as uncharacterized. The record is from RefSeq and is a predicted model, not a curated record. Gene Ontology annotation, molecular function: protein binding; glycosyltransferase activity. NCBI's taxonomy places the organism in Eukaryota, Fungi, Ascomycota, Sordariomycetes, Sordariales, Podosporaceae. Bases 968 to 5812 code for a protein of 1614 amino acids. Gene Ontology annotation, biological process: protein O-linked glycosylation. The transcript has 3 exons.